AUGUCCGAACUCCAAGAACUCGUAGGCUUUUUGGGCCAUGAAAAUACCGUGGUGAAGACUGUGGCGUUGCAAAACCUUUUGGGGUAUUCCGCCAGCAAUAAGGACGUUUUCAGACCAGAAGGAUUACAACCAAUCAAAGACUUGAUCAAAAUCACCCAGGAAAAAGGGGCCACUAAUCAAAAAAUUGCCCUCACGAUUUUGGUCAACGUCUCCGAUGUGUCAGAGGUCCGUCAACUUAUCAUCGAUGAUGAGGAAUACUUGAAGUACAUUGUUGGGGAAAUACAAAAUGAUUCACCGAACGCCGCGCUUUAUUCUAUGCUUCUAGCAAACUUGUCUUUCGAACCAACAUUCAAGCUCUCGAAGGAUCAAGUGGAAGUUUUGUUGGCCAAGUACGUCCUAAACCAACCUCAACAUGAUUACUUGAGUCUUGUAUUUGUCAACUACACCAACAAACUCGAGGGAAGAAACUUCUUUUUGGAAGACGAUAAUUUGUCAAGCAUUAUUGUCUUCAAUGACAGUGACAAUGAAAAGAGAAAAGAAGGUAGUGGGAAGCUUUUAAAGAACUUGUUGUUUAAUAUCGAUUCGCAUUUGAAACUUAUUGAAAAUGAUCAAAUCAAAUUACUCACUUACAUUUUAUCACCAUUGAUCUCCUCCAACUAUACCCUUGAUGAUGAUGAAGAAUUUGCCUUGCCAGAAGAAUUACAGUUCUUGCAAGACAAGCAGAUGGAAUCGAACCUUGAGUUGGUCGCGGUUUACUUGGAAUGCUUGCUAUUAUUGUGUACCACAAAACCAGUUAGAGUGGCAAUGAGAGAAGCCAGUGUAUAUCCUGUCAUCAGAGAAUUGCAUAAGACCGUGAAUGACCAAAGAGUCUGUGAAUUGUGUGAGGAAAUCGUGCAAUUUUUGGCCAGAGAAGAAGCACCAGAGCAAGAAGAGGCAAAGAUCACUGAGGAAGCGGACGAUGAUUUCUCCGAUGACGACGACAAGAUGAUUGAAGUUUUGUAG
This is a messenger RNA of Saccharomycopsis crataegensis, 1002 nucleotides long. RefSeq names its product Hgh1p (gene HGH1). The record is from RefSeq and is a predicted model, not a curated record. NCBI's taxonomy places the organism in Eukaryota, Fungi, Ascomycota, Saccharomycetes, Ascoideales, Saccharomycopsidaceae. Bases 1 to 1002 code for a protein of 333 amino acids. The transcript has 2 exons.